Cucurbita pepo subsp. pepo (vegetable marrow) is the source of this 665-nucleotide messenger RNA. Lineage: Eukaryota; Viridiplantae; Streptophyta; Magnoliopsida; Cucurbitales; Cucurbitaceae. The record is from RefSeq and is a predicted model, not a curated record.
UGUAAAUUUUGAAGCAAAGAAGGAAAAUGAGCGUUGAAUUGAAAUGAGAAUGUUAUAGAAGGCGCGAGGACACGAAGCGAUUUCGUUGGCUCAGAAAUUUACAAAAACCGCCGCUUCUUCUCCGGCGGCCAUUUUGAUGGAGUGGUAAAAUCUCAAUCAAUGGGCAUCAAGCGAGAGAGUAAAAGGUCGGCUUCUGCAACAUCGCCGUGUGCUGAUCUUAGGGCUGUAUAUCACAAUUGUUUCAAUCGUUGGUACUCGGAGAAGUUUGUAAAAGGUCAAUUCGAUGAAGAACCCUGCGUCUCCGAAUGGCAGAAGUACAGAGCUUGCCUCUCUGAGCAUUUGGAAGAUAAGAAGCUGAAGCGCUUCUUGGAAGAGGAAACGAUUGUUCAUUCCUCCAUGAAAGCUGAAACGAGUUAAGAAUCGAGAUUGGCUUACUUGAAUGAACAUUUUGAGGUCUUCACGAACUUGAAAACCAUGUUUAAUUGUCAUUUUCCAUUCUUUGUUCUUCCACUGUGUUAGAACAAAUGGAGUUUUUUGCUGCUGAAACUCUAGUUUAUUUGAAAAAGCAUCUGAACUUUAGCUACAUGAUAGAAAUUCAACUAGAUCAGCUUAUUAAGAAGAUACGUGUUCUUGUUUAAUAGAAAAGCUCCUCUGUUCUAUGGUGA